GCCGGCUCCGCGGCUCUCGCGGUGUUUGCGUGAGACUGCGCUCUUCCUUCCUCCCCGGCCGGCCGGCCGCCUUCAUUCCGUUCCCCGCCCGGCCUCCCCUCGUUCCCCGCGGGCCCCUCCUCGCGGGCUAAUAUGGUCUCCAGCGAUGGACGCCCCAAGUGCAGGAGACACCUUUGAGUACCUUAUUGAAACAUUAAAUGACAGUUCACAUAAGAAGUUCUUCAAUCUACCUAAGCUUGGAGGCACCAAGUAUGAUAUCCUGCCUUACUCAAUACGGGUCCUGUUGGAAGCUGCUGUGCGAAAUUUUGAUGGCUUUUUCGUGAAAAGGGAAGAUGUCAUGAACAUUUUAGACUGGAAAACCAAACAAAGCAAUGUCGAAGUGCCCUUUUUCCCUGCCCGUGUUCUGCUUCAAGAUUUUACUGGAAUACCGGCAAUGGUGGAUUUUGCUGCUAUGAGGGAGGCAGUGAAAACGCUUGGAGGCGAUCCUAAGAAAGUCCAUCCUGCCUGUCCGACAGAUCUCACGGUUGACCAUUCUUUACAGAUUGACUUCAAUAAAUGUGCAAUACAGAAUGCUCCAAACCCUGGAGGAGGUGACCCGCAGAGAGCAGGAAAGCUCUCUCCACUUAAAGUGCAGCCGAGGAAGCUCCCCUGCAGAGGCCAGACUGCCUGCCGUGGAUCCUGUGACUCUGGAGAACUAGGCCGCAGCUCAGGAAAAUCGUCCUCACAGAUCGAGAACACACCCAUUCUGUGUCCUUUUCAUCUGCAACCAGUGCCUGAACCUGAAACAGUGUUAAAAAAUCAAGAAGUAGAAUUCGGCAGAAAUCGAGAGAGACUUCAAUUUUUCAAGUGGAGUUCAAGAGUGUUUAAGAAUGUGGCUGUAAUCCCGCCCGGAACUGGAAUGGCUCAUCAAGUCAACUUGGAGUAUUUGUCCAGGGUGGUUUCUGAAGAUAAGGACCUCCUCUUUCCAGACAGUGUCGUUGGCACGGAUUCUCACGUGACCAUGGUGAACGGCCUGGGGAUCCUGGGGUGGGGGGUUGGAGGCAUUGAGACAGAAUCAGUUAUGCUUGGGCUGCCUGUUUCUCUGACUUUACCGGAGGUGGUUGGAUGUGAGUUAACUGGCUCAUCAAACGCUUUUGUUACAUCCAUAGAUGUUGUUCUUGGCAUCACAAAGCACCUCAGGCAAGCAGGAGUGGCUGGGAAGUUUGUGGAGUUUUUUGGAAGUGGAGUUUCACAGUUAUCUGUAGUGGAUCGAACUACAAUAGCAAACAUGUGUCCAGAAUAUGGUGCUAUCCUCAGCUUUUUCCCUGUUGACAAUGUGACAUUAAAACAUUUAGGACAUACAGGUUUUGACAAAGCCAAACUCGAGACAAUGGAAACAUACCUUAAAGCUGUGAAAUUGUUUCGAAAUGAUGAGAAUAAUUCAGGAGAACCUGAAUACUCCCAGGUGAUCCAGAUUAACCUGAAUUCAAUAGUUCCAUCUGUCAGUGGUCCAAAAAGACCGCAGGAUAGGGUUGCUGUGACAGAUAUGAAGAGUGACUUCCAAGCUUGCUUAAGUGAGAAGGUGGGAUUCAAAGGCUUCCAAAUUGCAGCUGAAAAGCAGAACGAUGCCGUCUCUAUUCGCUAUGAAGGACGUGACUACCGGCUGUCCCACGGGUCCGUGGUCAUCGCUGCAGUCACCAGCUGCACCAACAACUGUAACCCGUCUGCCAUGCUGGCCGCAGGUCUUUUGGCUAAGAAAGCUGUUGAAGCUGGUCUGCAUGUUAAACCUUACAUAAGAACGAGUUUAUCUCCAGGCAGUGGGAUGGUUACACAUUACCUCAGUUCCAGCGGAGUGUUGCCGUAUCUUAGUCAGCUCGGAUUUGAAAUAGUGGGCUAUGGAUGUUCUACGUGCGUGGGGAAUACAGCGCCCUUAUCAGAAGCAGUUCUGAAUGCAGUGAAGCAGGGUGAUUUGGUUACUUGUGGAGUUUUAUCUGGAAACAAAAGUUUUGAAGGUCGUCUCUGUGAUUGCGUUCGUGCCAAUUACCUCGCCUCUCCACCCUUAGUGGUAGCGUACGCCAUAGCAGGCACAGUGAACAUAGACUUCCAGACAGAGCCUCUAGGUACUGACCCUACUGGAAAGAGCGUUUACCUGCAUGAUAUUUGGCCUAGUCAAGAAGAAGUUCAUCAGAUAGAGGAAGAACAUGUUAUAUUAUCCAUGUUUAAAGCGUUGAAAGAGAAAAUAGAGAUGGGAAAUAAACGGUGGAAUUCCUUAGAAGCACCGGACUCAGUUUUGUUUCCAUGGGAGUUAAAGUCCACUUAUAUCAGAUGUCCUUCAUUUUUUGAUAAGCUUACCAAAGAGCCAGUCGCACUGCGGCGGAUUGAAAAUGCCCACGUCUUACUACACCUGGGAGACUCUGUCACCACAGACCACAUAUCACCUGCUGGGAGCAUCGCCAGGAGUAGUGCUGCGGCCAAGUACUUGACAAACAGAGGUCUUACCCCUCGUGAAUUCAACUCUUACGGAGCCCGAAGAGGUAAUGAUGCCGUGAUGACAAGAGGCACUUUUGCAAAUAUCAAGCUUUUUAAUAAGUUUAUUGGAAAACCAGCUCCCAAAACAAUUCAUUUUCCAUCAGGACAGACGCUAGAUGUAUUCGAGGCUGCAGAGCUGUAUCAGAAAGAAGGUAUCCCACUGAUUAUUUUAGCAGGAAAGAAAUAUGGUUCAGGAAAUUCAAGAGACUGGGCUGCCAAAGGACCAUAUUUGCUGGGUGUGAAAGCUGUUUUGGCUGAAAGUUAUGAAAAAAUUCAUAAAGAUCAUUUGAUCGGAAUGGGCAUAGCCCCACUUCAGUUCCUUCCGGGAGAAAGUGCAGAUUCCUUGGGCCUCUCCGGCAGAGAAACAUUUUCUUUAACAUUUCCUGAAGAACUGUCUCCUGGAGUGACGUUAAGUAUAAAGACAAGCACUGGAAAAGUGUUCAGCGUGACCGCUUCAUUUGAAAAUGAUGUGGAAAUAACAUUGUUCAAACAUGGAGGAUUAUUAAACUUUGUGGCCCGAAAAUUCUCAUAGUGUCUGCUCACCGUGGAUACUUGCCUAGCUGGUUACUGCAAACAAAACCUUUUGUACUGGACCCAGGCAUUGUCCCCAGGAGCUGCCGACAGGCCGGAUGCUCAUGCAUCUCAUCCACGGAUGUAAAUGACUGUGAAUCAACGUCGUGACAGAAUGAAAUCUUGAUUCUACAUAAUACAUGAAUGGUGCUAUUAACAUUGCUAAAAACGCGUGUGGCGUGUGUUGCGGAAGAGACCUGUAAGUAUGAGGGGUAUUUUAUCAGACCAUUUUGUAAAUAAAGGCAGAAUUUGAACUUGUGUUGAAGAUUCUUAUACGAAUAACCUCCCUGAAGUUGUCUGUUUAGUUUUGCACCUAUAAAACUGUAUACUACUGUUUGUUGGUUUAAGUAGGAGAUUAAAAGAAGCCAGAUUAGGCCCUGAAAUUGUGGGAGUUGCAAUCUGAUUGAUAGGUGGACUUUCAGAUAGAUGAAUUCCUUUUCAGAACUGUGCUGGAUAUAGUUGGCAUUCUUAGUUUGUAGCAUAAGCCAGGAUUCCCCUGUGUCCGUCUGACUGCAGGAGAUAGGACAGGACCUGCCUCAGACACAAUCAUUCUGUCUAGUUCAACAAGGUUUCCUCCACUUCUGAAGACAGACCAUGACAGAACACAACCGAUGCCGUAACACCACGUAUUAACAGCUGGCAUCGUCUUAACUGGGUUAUGUUCUUUUUCUCACCUGUAUGGUACUAUAACUCCCUGUAACCUGGCAUCGGUAACCAAAAGUUCACACUCAUUUUGAGUUGCUAAAGAGAACUUUAUUUAAUCAUUAAACACUAAAAUGGUUUCUUCUAGACUUUUAAGUUAUCCAUCCUCCAUUAUAUGGUUGCUCAACCCUAAGCAUUUUCAAAUGUUGGUUAUUUCUUUAUUUAGAUUGAUUUCCUGUCAUUUUGAGUCAUUAUUUUACCAGAGGUGCAUGAUUCUAUUAAUGGUGUUACAUUUUUGUUUUAACCAAAGCUGCCCAUCAGGAUAAAACGCUGUUGUUGCUGAGCACCGUAUUUUCUCUAGAUGUAUGUCUGUUUACCACCUCGAAUCUCUGUCAACAAGAAGUUGGGCAACUUCUAAUCUGGAUAAUUAAGUCCAGAAAGGCCUAUGCCCUUUUUUUAUAGAGAAAUGAAACUUAGCAGGCAAAAGGUUAAUUGUAGGGAUUUUUUUCACAAGAAGAUCUUUAUGUGACCAAAUUAAGUUACUGCAAUUCAGAAUUAGCUCACAUUGCACAGUAUACAGAAUGAUUUGUUUUAAGCUAAAAUGCUGAAACUACCAAACCAGUGGGUGAGGACCACUGAGACCUUUGCACAUAAUCAGUCUCACAAUCUUUUGAAAAUAUUCUACAGAUAAUGUUUAGACAAUUAGAUGGGCAAAAUGAUUUGACAAAAAUGAUUUCCCCUUUUUAUUUAAAUCAUUAAUAAAUGUUUUCUGUGGUACUUUAAAAUCAUACUGUGUUCUUGAUAUUUUUGUUAUGGUGUAUCUGUCAGUGCAUGUAUUUUUAAUGUACAUGAAAUUUACAUGAAAACAUGAGUUACGGAUGGAGCAUUUCUAAGUGGAAUGUUAAAAUACCUGUGACACGCUUUGAAGAAAUGAUAGUUUCAUAUGGUGGGGGGGGUUGGGGGGGCAUUGGUAUUAUUUGUAAGCAUACUAUAAUACAUAGCCUGUGGGCAGAGGCAUGGGCACCAUCACAAACAGCUGACCUAGAGAUGAAGGUGAUAAAGCCAGCUAGCUAGGAAUUAAGCACUUAAAUUUCUAGUCUACCUUGUCCAGUAGUAGUACAAGCAAACUUUGUAUUUCAGGAGCAGACUCAAGGUUUUCUUAAUCUCUCGUUCAUAUACAAUGAACCAAAAAGCCUGAUGAGCAUGGUUAUCAGUUGGGGAGGGCAGUUGUGGAUGUGUGUCGCGGCGUGUACCUUAUAAUUCUGCCUCUAGCCAAAUACUGUGUUUGCAGAAACGUGGCAUCUGUUGGUUGUAUUGUUUUAUUUAUCGCCUUUGUUAAUUAGAUCUGGAUAUUUUGUGUUUAAAAAACAAAUAUUGCAGGAAGGAGUUUAAUGGUUACAGAAGAAAAGAAAAGCAGUGCUAUAAACUUUGAGUACAUUAUACUCCAUGCAGUUGCCAUAUUUCAUGCCUUUGGGUUUUGUUACUCUUGUAAAAUGAAACCAGUGGAAAUGUCAUCCAGCCACUGAAUUGCCAUUAUUAUACCUGAAAAGUUUCCAGGAUGACAGUUACCAUCAUUUCCUGUUUUGUCUCCAGAUAUUCAAGGUGACAUUUGAAUGAGCAGUAUCAGAAUCCCUUCAACCAGUUUGCUCAGUUUUUCACUGGUGAUCAGACUUCAGUGGUACCAAAGGGGGAAAGUGCAGCUAAGACCUAAAUCAGUCCACGUCAUUUGCAUAUACUCAUAUGUGGUAACAGUGCUGUGUGCAUCACCUUGUCAGUGAUGCGUGCAUGACAGGACAGGGAGAAGUUAUUUGACUGACAUUUUUCUGUGGUUGAAUUACAAGACACCUUUUCUUUGUGCCUUUUGAUUUAGGAGAAGGUACUAAGAUUCUGGGUGUUGACUCUGUCUUAGUUUGAUCUGGAGUAAUAGAGAGGGAAAGGAGAUGGACUUAAGCUUCUUCACGGCCUUCACCUAAAUUGUGAGAGUGCCCGUGUUUCUAUCAAUUUUACAUAUAACAUGUAUCUCACUUAAGUACCUACAAAUCAUUGUCAAUUAUUUAAAGCCAACCAAACAGUGUAACAGUUUUAAGUUCAAUGUUAAGUAUUGUAUAGAAAUAUAUUGGAGGCAAAGUUCAAUUGAUGACAAUUGUGUAUAUGUUAUUGAUGCUGUAAAUUAUUUUUAAUAAAGAAAAUUGUAUUAUCACA
Messenger RNA from Hipposideros armiger (great roundleaf bat), 5922 nucleotides. It is a transcript of the gene IREB2, whose product is annotated as iron responsive element binding protein 2. The transcript is spliced from 22 exons. The coding region runs from base 146 to 3040 and encodes 964 amino acids. NCBI's taxonomy places the organism in Eukaryota, Metazoa, Chordata, Mammalia, Chiroptera, Hipposideridae. The record is from RefSeq and is a predicted model, not a curated record.